AUGGAAUUGAACAAAAUGUUGGACAUGACAAAGCUCCACCAAGCUGUGGCUGCAGGGGACUAUCACUUAGUGAACAAGAUUUUGAAGAAGGGUCUUUGUGAUCCAAACUACAAGGAUAUAGACUGGAAUGAUCGGACUCCACUGCACUGGGCUGCAAUCAAAGGGCAAAUGGAGGUAAUGCACAUCCUGCUAGAAUAUGGAGCCAGACCCUGCCUGGUGACAGAUGUGGGCUGGACCCCAGCUCACUUUGCAGCUGAGUCAGGCCAUCUGAAUGUACUGAAAACUCUGCACGCCCUGCACGCCGCCAUCGAUGCUCCCGAUUUCUUUGGAGACACCCCAAGAAGGAUCGCACAGAUCUAUGGGCAGAAAGCCUGUGUGGCAUUCCUGGAGAAGGCCGAGCCCGAGUGCAAGGACUACCGCCUCGCCGCCCGCCAGAAGGGGCUGCUGCUGGAGGACCGGGACCCAGACUGGGACGCCAAGAAAAGGGAACUGGAGCUGAGUCUUCCUUCUCGGAAUCAGAACACUAGGAAACAGGAGAAGAAAAGCCGGGGCCCUCUCAGGCUCAGCAAGCCCUGGGAGAAAAGAGUGUAA
This is a messenger RNA of Ochotona curzoniae (black-lipped pika), 591 nucleotides long. RefSeq names its product ankyrin repeat domain 66 (gene ANKRD66). Gene Ontology annotation, molecular function: protein binding. NCBI's taxonomy places the organism in Eukaryota, Metazoa, Chordata, Mammalia, Lagomorpha, Ochotonidae. The transcript has 3 exons. The record is from RefSeq and is a predicted model, not a curated record. The coding region runs from base 1 to 591 and encodes 196 amino acids.